Molecule: messenger RNA, 2806 nt
Organism: Gopherus flavomarginatus (Mexican gopher tortoise)
Lineage: Eukaryota; Metazoa; Chordata; Testudines; Testudinidae
Gene: ACOX2
Product: acyl-CoA oxidase 2
Exons: 15
Coding region: 113-2194 (693 amino acids)
Biological process (GO): fatty acid beta-oxidation using acyl-CoA oxidase; lipid homeostasis; very long-chain fatty acid metabolic process
Cellular component (GO): peroxisome
Molecular function (GO): fatty acid binding; FAD binding
Source: RefSeq, a predicted model, not a curated record
AGCCAGUGUGCACUGCACAACCAGGAGUUAAUGACAAAGCCUGACACGGAGAGUACUGGGAAUGGAGUUUGCAGGCAGCUGCUGAGAAAGUUGGGACGGAACUGGACUGGAGAUGCCACUUUCCCUUCUAAUGGCUGCCAAGGGGAAGGGCUUCCAGCAAUCUCAGAUGGCCCAGUGGAACAGGAGUGGCUAUUUCAGGAACUCUGGUAGCAGAGAUGUGAAUCCCGACCUUGAAACUGAAAGGCAGACUGCCUCCUUCAGUGUGGAGAGGCUCACUGCCAUAUUGGAUGGAGGUGCUGACAACACCAGGACACGGAGGGCAGUGGAGGCAGUAAUCCACAGUGAACCUGGCUUUAGCAGAGAAAACCAAUACUUCCAGAGCCAGAAUGAGAGGUAUGAAGCAGCAGUCAGAAGGUCUGUUUACCUCAAGGAGAAGAUGCAUCAAAUGGGAUGGACUGAAGACGGGCCUGAAGUUAAGUAUUGCUACAGGGCACUUGGAGGAGACCUAGCAUUUAAUGUCCACAGAGUCUUUAAGAACAGUAUCUUGGCCCUGGGAACAGAUGAACAAAUUGCCAAGUGGAUACCACUUGCUGACAAAUACCACAUUAUAGGAACCUAUGCUCAAACUGAAUUGGGACAUGGGACAUUUCUUCGGGGUUUGGAGACAACAGCGAUUUUUGACAUUUCCACUCAGGAAUUUACAUUGAAUACACCAAAGAUCUCGGCAAUGAAGUGGUGGCCUGGAGACUUGGGCAGGUCAGCAACCCACGCUGUGGUUUUUGCCCAGCUGUAUAUUAAAGGAAAGUGCUACGGUUUGCAUGCCUUCAUCCUGCAGAUCCGCAGCCUUCGUGACCAUUCACCUGCACCAGGGGUUAUUGUGGGAGACAUCGGUCCCAAAAUGAAUUUUGAACACAUUGACAAUGGCUAUCUCAUGCUGCAGAACAUUAAUAUUCCUAGAGAAAACAUGCUGAGCAGAUUCUCUCAGGUUCUACCAGAUGGCACCUACGUGAAACGAGGGUCCGAUAAGAUUAACUACUUGACCAUGAUCAUGACACGCAUUCAUAUACUUUGGAUUGAAGUUAUACCCACGCUGUUGAAGGCCUGCACCAUCGCCACCAGAUAUUCGGUGGUUCGCCGACAGUCCAAGUUGAACCCGGGUGACCCAGAGGCAAAAAUCCUAGACUACCAGACUCAGCAACAGAAGCUACUACCUCUGCUAGCAACAGCCUAUGCCUUUCAUUUCAUGAACGCCUACGUGAACGAGUUCUACAACAAAGGAUACACAGAGAUCAGACAGGAGAAUUUUGAUUCACUACCUGAGCUUCAUGCCCUUACUGCAGGCAUUAAAGCCAUAAUUACAGAGUACUGCACUGCGGGAGUGGAGGUCUGUCUCAGGGCCUGUGGAGGCCACGGUUACUCUGCGCUGAGUGGACUCCCUUUUCUGUAUACUAAACUAGCCGCUUCUUGUACUUACGAAGGGGAAAACACAGUCCUGUUCCUGCAGACUGCCAGGUUUCUGGUAAAGUGCCUUGCAGCAGUUCACUCUGGCCAGCCCAUCCCUCCAUCAGCCGCCUAUUUGUCUUCAGUGGACUCUGGAAAGUGUCAGGCACGGACCAGCGCGGACUUUCUCAAACCAGACAUUUACGCAGAGGCCUAUCGGCACAGAGCAACCAGGCUCCUCGGAAAUGCAGCAACCAAGCUACAGGGUUUGGUUCAGUCAGGAGCUGAACAGCAUGAGGCAUGGAACCAGUGCACAGUACAGCUUGUACAGGCUGCGAAGGCUCACUGCCACUACAUUGUUGUGAAAAACUUCAUAGACACAGUGGAGAAACUUAGAAAUGAGGCUGAAAUCCAGAAGAUUGUGAAACACCUUUGUGACCUUUUUGCAUUACAUGGUAUCUUCUCAAACACGGGAGAUUUCCUGUAUGCUGGGUACAUAUCUGGGGACCAAAUGGACAUGGUGACUGCAUCCUACCUGGACCUACUCGCUGUCAUUCGGAAUGAUGCAGUGCCUCUAGUGGAUGCUUUCGACUUCACCGAUGAAAGUUUGAAUUCUGCGCUUGGCAGUUACGACGGACAUGUCUACCAACGGCUUUACGAGUGGGCUCAAAAGUCACCAACCAACAAACAGGUGAGCCAGGCCUAUGCAAGAUACCUGAAACCACUUUUUCAGAGUGCUCUGUCAAAACUAUAAAGAUCAACAGCUGUUUGGGACAUAGACAACAUCUUCUUUGGUUCCAUGUAUGGUGCACUAGCUAGCACACUGCCAGUGUUUUAUAAAUAAUCAAAGAGUAACACAGAACAGUUGACUGUACUGUCUGCAAACAUCAACUGGAAUUCUUAGUCAUUUACAUUUAAGAAUGGAAGGAAGCCAAUCAGUUUUCAUCUAUGUCCAUGGUUAAGCAGAGUUCCAUUAGGAACUUAACUAAUUUUUUUUUUAAAAGUAUGUUCACAGUAGCUGCUGAAGCUGCCUUAUUUAGCAAUCCAAUUCUCAAUGUUUUAUUACAUUCAGGUUAAAAAUAAUUACUUUCUUGCUGCCUGAGACAUAAGUUUGCUGAGCUCAUAAAAUGCCUUGCACAGAAUCAAGGAACUUAAGUUAACAAAAGUAAUGUAAAGUCACAGCCAGAGGUUCUAAAACCAGCUGCUUAGAUUAAAAGCUCUGUUAAAAUGUGAACUCUUUGGGACAGGGGACAGAAUUCCUUCUUGUAUCUUGUUGAGCAGUAAGCACUAUCUGCACUUAAAUUUAACCAGUCAAAACUCACACAGUAUGUGCCAGCUUCACCUUGUGAAAAUGAUCUGUUAUGAU